UGGAACCAGCCAUUUGAGAGGUCUCUGGCUUGGUUCCUGAGCCUGGUGAGGACUGUGGAAACCUCACAGACAUCAGAUGCCAGUCAGGGCCUGUAUCCCGCUGGCCCCUGCCAGCAAGAGGUGGAGCCACCAUCUUGACUUCACCUCCUGACUCGACCUCUGAUGCAUAUUUUAUUCUACAGUUCAGAAUGGGGUGGCUACCGUUGCCCACUAAGCCUAAAAUGUCAUGGCAGCACGUCAUUAGCUUCGCUCCGCUCAACACCAAGCCUAAGGACUUGUAGUUCCUGGCAGUCGCUGUUGAAAAUGUGAAUGUCUAUCUUUGCGGGUUCCAUCUACCGGUCUGAUUUACAAUUUCAGAGUCACCAAAAUGAGAAGGAAAGACAAAAUACUGUUUCUGAAGCAUUUCCUAUGCAUCUUCAAUGGCACUUUCUUGAUUCUCGGACUUUUGGUCGCUGGAUUUGGAAUAUGGCUUCUAUUAGAUCGAGGCAAUUUGGUCAACGUUCUAUUUUCCACAGGUAAGCAUAGCUGUUUGAUAGCAAAGAUUUCCCGAGUACUGAUUGGCACUGGAUCUGCCAUUGUUCUUGCCGCUUUCUUGGGUUACCUGGCGAUCCUCAGAGAAAUAAAAUGUUUUGUCAUUUUGUAUGUGGUGUUUGUAAUUCUGGCCUGUGGGCUACAGAUUGGAUUGUCUGGACUCAUCUUCAUCAAAAAAGAAGAGGUUAAACAUAUAAUGUACGAUUCAUUUGAUUCCAUGAUCACUGACUAUGGAUCUAAAGAUCUGCCUCAAGACAGAUUCAAGUGGGAUAUUCUGAAUAUGGUGCAGAACACUUUUACAUGCUGUGGCAGAAGCGGUUCUAAGGAUUGGCAAAAGAAUAAAAACAAAGAGAAUGCAAAUCAAAUUCCAUGUUCAUGCAUGAAGCUGAGAGAAAACACUACUGAAAGAAAAUGGUUUUGUGACGCCCUAAAGAAUGCAACUCACACAAAGGGAUGUGAAGAGGAUAUCAAUAUAUGGUUUGAAUACAACACGUUAACCUUGAUUGGAAUUAAUUUUGGACUACUAACUUCAGAGAUUUUUCUGCUUGUAUUAUCUUUGAGCUUCUUCCGGAAUAUCAAGAAUAAAAUUUAUGCAGAAAAAAACUAUGGCAUGUAAAGAA
Molecule: messenger RNA, 1151 nt
Organism: Ornithorhynchus anatinus (platypus)
Lineage: Eukaryota; Metazoa; Chordata; Mammalia; Monotremata; Ornithorhynchidae
Gene: TSPAN19
Product: tetraspanin 19
Exons: 8
Coding region: 368-1147 (259 amino acids)
Cellular component (GO): membrane
Source: RefSeq, a predicted model, not a curated record